This is a messenger RNA of Eruca vesicaria subsp. sativa (arugula), 1349 nucleotides long. The record is from the annotation of a GenBank genome assembly. NCBI's taxonomy places the organism in Eukaryota, Viridiplantae, Streptophyta, Magnoliopsida, Brassicales, Brassicaceae.
ACCGAACUCGGAAACAAAAAAACAACACGAAGUUUAAGAGUUUCAUUUGAGCUCAAAGCUUCCCGAUUUCGAAAGAUCUUUCUUUUACCUGAAUCAUUUCUAGAUCAACAAAUUAUUGGUGUGAUGUCGGAUCAUUUGAGUUUAUGUACGGAUCGUCUCAUAACUGCUGAGACCUUGGAGUCAGAAAAGGGUUCUGAUUCCUCUGGAGAAAGUUCUCGUCCUCAAGGCAAAGAUGUGGCUUCUUCUUCUUCACCGUCUGUGGAUGAAGCUGAAGAUGCAAGGAAGUACUAUGCCGUUGUUGCAGAAGAGGAACCGCUUCUCCAAUCUGUUGAGUGCCGUAUUUGCCAGGAGGAAGAUACCAUUAAUAACUUGGAGGCUCCUUGUGCUUGCAAUGGCAGUGUGAAGUAUGCCCACCGCAAGUGUGUUCAGCGUUGGUGUAAUGAGAAAGGUGACAUAAUCUGCGAGAUAUGCCACCAGCCUUAUCAAUCUGGAUAUACAGCACCUCCACCUCCUCCUCCUGACGAAACUAUUAUUCACAUUGGUGACGAUUGGGAGAAUGGAGUUCACUUGGACUUGAGCGACCCGCGCAUUCUAGCAAUGGCUGCAGCAGAACGCCAUUUCUUGGAAGCUGACUAUGACGAGUACUCCGAGUCUAACUCAAGUGGAGCUGCCUUCUGUCGCUCCGCUGCUCUCAUCCUGAUGGCACUUUUGCUGUUACGUGAUGCGCUAAACCUCACAACUAACCCAGAUGACGAGGACGAUCCUACUGCCUUCUUCUCUCUUUUCCUUCUUCGUGCUGCUGGUUUUCUCCUCCCAUGUUACAUCAUGGCAUGGGCCAUCGGAAUUCUUCAGCGCAGGAGGCAAAGACAGGAAGCAGCUGCGCUAGCUGCCGCGGAAGUUGCCUUCAUGAUACACGGUGGUGUGCCUCAACGCAGGGGACUUCACUUUGCUGUAGUGCCAGAGCAGCCGCCAGUAUCCAACCCAACGCCAGUCUGAUCUUUCCCGGCAAUUAUUCUCUGGUAAGACUAUUAAGACAACAAAACUGAACUUGGUUGUAAGAACUUUCCACCCACUUAUGCUUCUUCCUCUUCUCAUGUUUACAUUUUACUCGUAUGUUUAUGUUCUCUGAAUCUGUUAAAUAUUUUAUUUCUAUGCUCCGAAAUCUUGACAGAGAGCUCUCAUGGCGCUAUGUAUAGUCUUAUUUUGUUAUUAUGAUUAACUUUCCGCUAAUAAUAUCUCCAAAUUGAUGAUGAGAACAGCAAGUAAAUGAUUUUUGAUUAAAUGAACACGCAAGACUUGGAUGUAACAUAUUGAACGAUACAUCCCAGCAAUCUGAAAUCAAGAAAAAG